AUCCUAUAUAUGUGUAUAUCUAUAUGUAUCUACAAGCAUAAAAAGGGAGAAACACCUUCUGCCUGCCUGCCUGCGCGUCUUUCUGCUUUCGUACUAAAAUCAAAUUUGCAAAAGAACCGAGAAUAUAUAUAUAUAUAUGUAUGUAUGUAUGUCUAUAAGAGCAAGAAACAAUAGUGGCAUGAAUCUAACAUAGCGUACAGUCUAUAUAUGGUGAUGAAUGAUGAUGAUGAGUGAGAAAGGACUGGAAAAGAAAGAGAGACCUGAAAGUGAUGGUACCGCACGAUACGAGGUCUCUUCCCUUCAAUGUCUUCAUAGGAUAGGAUCCUUCCUCAUUAGAACUUAGAAGCUUUGGCCUUUGGCGCUGGUUGGUUGUGUCUCCUCUUCCUGUCUCUGGUCAGCUGUGAAGGGAACCUUUUUUUCUUUUUCUCUUUUUUCUUUUUGAUGAUUAAUUAGCUAGCAGGAGUAGGAGAUCCAUAGAUCGAUAAAGCCAUAGCUAGCCACGUAAAUGUCAAUUUGGAAUAUGGUCCAAGCCAAAGCACCUCCUCAUUAAUAACCAAAAUCUAGCAGCAGCAGCAGCAAGCCUCCCUGCUGCUCGAGCUCCAGCUGGUUGCUAGGCUGGGCUGGCUGAAAAGUGACCAACCAAUUGCUGAGAACAUCAAAUAAUAUAUUAUUAUAUAAUACAGCCACAUCGAAAACAUAAUAGGGUACUUAGUGGGAUUUUGAUCCGUGACUCUAUGUCUAUACCUAUAUAUAUAUUUAUAUAUAUAUAUACACACACACACACAUAUUGUGAGCAUUGGUCUGCUAUUGCCAGAGACUGAUUGUACAAGCAAAGCAAAGCAAAGCAGUCACCAAACUCUCUCUUUAUCUCUCUCUGUAGUGUUUAAAUGAUAUAUUACUAAUGACUAUCAGAAAGAGAAGUCCCAUCCCAUACCCCUAGCCAUCUUUCAAGACAAUCCCUAGCCCAGUCCUACUCCUGGCCACACAUUACAGGCGGCAGUAGUAGUAGUAGUACCCUUGUCCUGACAGCAAGCACGUAAUUAACAAGCCAAGCCAGUAGUCACUGCAUUAAUUAAUAUAUACACACAAACACACACUUUAGAUUAACUAACAAUUUGCUUGGCUUCCAAAUUAAUUGAACCCCAUUCCUACGGAGUCAUGGCCGGCUCUUUCUCUCAUUUUUAUUAUUGUUAUUAUUACAUAUAUAUCUCCAUAUCCACUCAAACUUCUCCCUCUCCUCGCGUCUCCCUCUCUAUAUUCUACAUACAGAGAGAAGACCUGCAGAAACCAGGAGGACUGGACUACUUGAAAGGAAAAGCAUUUACUCAUAUGAUCAGGAAUAUAUUGAGAAAUAGGAAAGAAGAGAAGAUGGAUACUUGGGACCAACAUAUUGAGUUGACGGGCAAGAGGAACCGAUAUGCGCGUAAUGAUGGAGGAGGUAGCGGGGGAGAAUUAUCCCAGCAGCCUUCACCACUGCCCCUGCUAGCAUCCCGUCGUAUUACUGGUACUGCAGCUGCUAGCUCUCCCUCCCCAUGUCCAAAGCAGCAGGAGGAGGAGGAGCCAAAGCCAAUGCUAAUGCCGAUAGUCGUCAUGCCCAACAACAGCAGCAUCAGCAGGACCAGCUGCUUCCAAAUCCACAAUAAUGGAACUGGAAGAUCAUCAUCAGCCGUGAGGUACAGAGAGUGCCAGAAGAACCAUGCAGCAUCCAUCGGUGGCAAUGCCACAGAUGGAUGUGGUGAAUUCAUGCCCAGCGGAGAAGAAGGCAGCAACCUCGAUGCCCUCAAGUGCUCCGCUUGCAACUGCCACCGCAAUUUCCACCGAAAAGUGGAAGUCAAGUUAGAAUGCAGCCGAUCUCUAUCCCCAUGCCCCGACUAUGGCCCUUCUUCAUCCCUCCUCCAUAACAUUGAGAGUGGGAAAUCCAUUAUCAGCCUCCUGAAACUGCCUGCCACUGGGGCAGUACGAAGCCAUGGUUCGCCGCCCAUGCUGACUGCUGACAGCGAUAGGAGGGCCAGCUCCGUCCCUUUGGACUUGAUGGAUGAUGCUGAGAAGGUGAAGAAGAGGUUCAGGACAAAGUUCACACCUGAACAGAAGGAGAGGAUGCUGGCGUUUGCAGAUAAGGCUAAUUGGAAGAUACAGAAGCUUGACGACUCAGUGGUGCAGCAGUUCUGCCGAGAUAUUGGGAUCGAAAGACGGGUCCUCAAGGUUUGGAUGCACAACAACAAGCACACCUUUGCCAAGAAAACCUCAACCACCUGAAGUCGUACGUACCCAUUGCAACUGGCCGGCCUGCAGGUGGUCUUAAUGCUCUCCUUUUCUGCAUCCUCAGGUCAAUACUCCAAUGAGUUUCCCUUAUUCUGAUAGGUUUCACUAUUUGUAAACUGAGAAUUUUAUUGGCUCAUUGUACCGUUAGUCAGAGCUUAUGUACACAAUACACUGGAUUGACGCUUGCAAACUCAACACAAUUGACUGCGACUGGUUGUUUUCUA
Molecule: messenger RNA, 2486 nt
Organism: Punica granatum (pomegranate)
Lineage: Eukaryota; Viridiplantae; Streptophyta; Magnoliopsida; Myrtales; Lythraceae
Source: RefSeq, a predicted model, not a curated record